Messenger RNA from Hippocampus zosterae (dwarf seahorse), 3573 nucleotides. It is a transcript of the gene taok3a, whose product is annotated as TAO kinase 3a. NCBI's taxonomy places the organism in Eukaryota, Metazoa, Chordata, Actinopteri, Syngnathiformes, Syngnathidae. Gene Ontology annotation, biological process: protein phosphorylation; execution phase of apoptosis. The transcript has 21 exons. Bases 454 to 3111 code for a protein of 885 amino acids. Gene Ontology annotation, molecular function: protein kinase activity; ATP binding. The record is from RefSeq and is a predicted model, not a curated record.
GGCGGCAACUUCACCGUCGUGGACUCUCCUGUCGGAUGACUCGCAUCAGAUUUGGAUGCUUAUCAAGCGCCCAGUGUGCGUUCGCGUCGUGUUACAAGCGACAGCUGCGGCCGCGGCUUGCUUGCUUGGGUUUGCGGGGCACCUGCUCCGCGUCGACUGCCGCCGUGGAGGAAAGAAUUGAGACAAGGACGCGUCGCUCGGUGGUCCUCGCCGGUGCUGCUGGAGGAAGAAAGAUGUCGUUGGCGAGGAGCAUCUGCGUGAAAUCUGCUUCGGCUUUCAAGUGAGGACAAAAACAAGCAACAGGCUGAGGAGACAAAAGCCACAAAACAAUCCCGCCACCGCUACAUUCACACACAGUCUUUCCUGGUGUGGGCGGCCAAUGCCGGACCUGUGGCGGGCGCCCGCCUGCCGUCGCAGCAGUCGUGGCAGCGUGGCCGGCAGCACCGCCUAGCCAUGCCGUCGUCUACGCGCAAAGGGGCGCCCAAGGACCCCGAGCUCGCUGAGCUCUUCUUCAAAGAUGACCCCGAGGACGUGUUCUGCGACCUGCACGAGAUCGGGCAUGGCAGCUUCGGGGCCGUCUACUUUGCCCGCAACUCGUAUUCCAACGAGGUGGUGGCCAUCAAGAAGAUGUCCUACAAUGGCAAGCAGACCACUGAAAAGUGGCAGGACAUCAUCAAGGAGGUGAAAUUUUUGGGGCAGCUGAGGCACCCCAACACCAUCGAAUACAAAGGAUGCUACCUGAAAGACAACACCGCCUGGCUGGUGAUGGAGUAUUGCCUGGGCUCCGCCUCCGAUUUACUCGAAGUUCACAAGAAACCACUGCAAGAGGUGGAAAUCGCCGCCAUUACCCACGGUGCCUUGCUGGGACUGGCUUACUUACAUUCCCACAACAUGAUUCACAGAGACGUGAAGGCGGGGAACAUCCUGCUGACGGAGCCCGGCCAGGUCAAGUUGGCCGACUUUGGCUCCGCCUCCAUCGCCUCGCCCGCCAACUCCUUCGUGGGGACGCCCUACUGGAUGGCCCCCGAAGUGAUCCUGGCCAUGGACGAGGGCCAGUACGAAGGAAAAGUGGACAUCUGGUCGUUGGGGAUCACCUGCAUCGAAUUAGCCGAACGCAAGCCGCCAUUGUUCAACAUGAACGCCAUGAGUGCCUUAUAUCACAUCGCGCAGAACGACUCGCCCACCCUGCAGGCCAACGAGUGGUCUGACCCUUUCCGGAGCUUUGUGGACUACUGCCUACUGAAAAUUCCUCAGGACAGACCCUCAUCGGGGGAGCUGCUGCGACACGACUUUGUGCGCCGGGAGCGGCCGGCGAGGAUCCUGCUCGACCUGAUCCAGAGGACCAAAGAUGCCGUGCGCGAGCUGGACAACCUGCAGUACCGCAAGAUGAAGAAAAUCCUCUACCAGGAGAAGCACAACGGGCCCAUGGGGGAGAGCCAGGAGGAUGAGGAGGACAGUGAGGCGGCGAGCUGCAAGAUGAACAGUCUGGGCAGCAGUCACUCCAUACCCAGCACGUCGGUCAGCACGGGCAGCCAGAGCAGCAGCGUCAACAGCCUGCAGGAGGUUCUGGACGACAUUAGCGUGAUGCACCCGCACGACUAUGGGAGCACCCUGGACUCCUCCGUGCACACUGAAAAGGAGCAACAGUACACCUGGGACGAGGGCAUUCACCCCAAGAGCAGCCAGGCCCAAAACUACAAGAACCAGGCCCGCUUUGCGACCAUCAAGUCUGCAUCCUUGGUGACCAAGCAGAUCCACGAGCACGAGCAGGACAACGAGCUGCGCGAGCAGAUGUCGGGCUACAAGCGCAUGCGGAGGCAACACCAGAAGCAGCUGAUCGCCCUGGAGAACAAACUCAAGGCCGAGAUGGACGAGCACCGCCUCAGGCUGCACAAGGAGGUGGAGACGCAGGCCAACAACGCCUACGCCGAGCUGGAGAAGCUGGCCAAGAGGCACGCCGCGCACGCCGACAAGGAGGCGAAGGCGUCGCUGGCCGAGGAGAAGAAGUUCCAGCAGCAGAUGGUGGCGCAGCAGAAAAAGGAGCUCAGCACAUUCCUGGACACGCAGAAGAAACAAUACAAACUCUGCAAGGAGAAGAUCAAGGAGGAGAUGAGCGAGGACGCGAGCACGCCGAAGAAGGAGAAGCAGGAGCGUCUGUCCAAACACAAGGAGAACAUGCAGCACUCGCAGGCCGAGGAGGAGGCCGACCUGCUGGCCCGCCAGCGCCUGCGGCUGGAGCGCCACGCGCGGGCCUUCAAGCGAAGCGCCCUGCUCGCCCGCCACCGCCUGGAGCAGGAGCACAUACGAGAGGAGCUGAACAAGAAGAAGAGCCAGAAGGAGCUGGAGCACGCCACGCUCAUCCGCCACGACGAGUCCACGCAGGAGCUGGAGGGCCGGCAGCUGCGCAGCCUGCAGAAGCUGCGCGAGGACCUGAUCCGCCUGCAGCACCAGACGGAGCUCGACAACCAGAUGGAGUACAACAGCCGACGCCAGAGGGAGCUCCACCGUAAACACGUCAUGCAGCUGCGGCAGCAGCCCAAGAACAUCAAGUCGCUGGAGCUGGCCAUCAAGAAGCAGUUCCAGGACACGUGCAAGGUGCAAAGCAAGCAAUACAAGGCGCUGCGCCACCACCAGUUGGAGGUGACGCCCAAGGGCGAGCACAAGAGCGUCCUCAAGGCGCUCAAGGACGAGCACACGCGCAAGCUGGCCGUCCUGGCCGAGCGCUACGAGCACAGCAUCAACCACAUGAUGGCCUCGCAGGCGCUGCGCCUGGACGAGUCCCAGGAGGCGGAGUGCCAGGCGCUUCGGCAGCAGCUGCAACAGGAGCUGGAGCUGCUCAACGCCUACCAGAGCAAAAUCAAGAUGCAGACGGACGCGCAGCACGAGCGCGAGCGACACAAGCUCGAGCAGAAAGUCUCGCUCCGACGAGCCCAUCUCGAGCAAAAGAUGGAGGAGGAGUUGCUGUCGGUGCAGAAGGAUCGCACGGAGCGCAUCAAGCAUCUGCUGGAGCGCGAGGAACGCGAGCUGGACGCCUUUGACGCGGAGAGCGCGCGGCUGGGCUUCGCCAACUUGGCCGCGGCGCUCGACUGGGCCAAGGAUGACUACAGAUGAGGGGCUGGCGCACGCCCCUCCCCCUCCCACCCCCCCUUCCCUUCCUCAUCUUCAGACAGCCAAUCCGCGGGAGCCUUUGCCUCCGCAAUGGCAGCCGCUGUGAAGAACAAGAAGAAGACGACGAUGAAAAAUCGUCAUCGUUAGGUGACGAGUGGAUUCCAGCACAAAAGGGCUCUCGCUAGCACGCGCCGACUUUGCACCCAAGGAUUUGACGGGGAGCUUUUACUUAUUUUCAUAUAUUGUAUUUUAAAUGCGAUUUCACUGGGGGGGAAAAAAAACACACACAUUUUCCCUUCUCCGAUUCAAGUGUUCCGAUUUUCUUCUUCCGACGACGAUGAGGAUGAUUGCAUGCACUUUAAUCACGGCCAGCAACCGACCGCGCUCGGCCCAACGGGAAGCGAAGCGCGGAGGUGUUGACACGCUUUCAAUUAUAUUUGUAAAUAAAGUGCUCAUGACGCAACA